AUGUCAUCGUCUUCCAGCUCCCAGCAGAAGGACCAGCAGGACAACAAAAAGUCGCAGCAGGACGGAAAGAAGCAAGAUGGCAAGCAGCAGGACAAGGAUGGAAAGAGCAAACCGAGAGAGAGCGUCGAGAGACCUCCGCUCGUCUACCUCACGAACAAGUGGAUUCAGGAGCUGACACAGCGCAUCCGAGCUCGACCUAUCCCAUGGGAAGGCUACCACCGCGCCGACCUGCUCAGCGCCGAGGAGCUCAAGAUGAUCAAGAGCGUCGACGCCAUUGUCGUGGGUCAGGAUCGAUCUAAGCUCAACCCUCUCUUGGACGAGCAAGGCCAAGACUAUGUCUCUCUAUACCUGCGUCUGCUGUCCAAGCUCAGCCGCACCGAUACCCUCCAGCAGAUCCUCGUUCUCAUCGACGACAUGCUCUCGGAUCGCGAUGAUCGUCUCGAGCUGUUCCUGUCGCUCAACGGUCAAGAGGAGCAGGAUGGAAUCGGCUUCCCAUGGAGGCCCUUCGUGAAGCUGCUUGAUGUGCCGGACGACUUUGUGCAAAUGAAGUCGGCGCAGUUCCUCACAUUACUCCUCGUCUUCUCCGCAUCACACCUCGAGCAGCCCAAGCCGCCUUCGUCGGUUCUGCCUCGUCUUUUGACGUUCCUGUCUUCGCUCCUGCGUGGCGCCAGCCAGAAGCCCAGCUCCAACUCGUCGGGGCGCGGUGCCAAUGCCUCUCCCGCCGCACGACGAACCUCGCCCGACUUUGCGGAAGGCAACGGACCCGAAAUCGCACUUGUCUUGCUGGAAUCCCUCCUUCGCACGCAAAAGUACCGCGAGGAAGCCUGGGAGAUCGACGUCGCCAAGAUGGGUCAAGCGCAAUCUUCCACUGGCAAAGGCAAAUCCUCCAAGAAGAACGAUGAUGACGAUAGCGACGGCGACAAUGACGACCAAGAGCAGCAGCACGAGGACGUCGAUCGAGGCUUCCUCUCCGAACUCGCAUACAUCUUGCGGCUCAGCAACGCCCCUGCUGGCGGUCCUUCCUUUUUGAGCUCCAACUCGCCAGCCGGCUCCGGUUCCGCCACCCCUUCUCGCCAGACCACCAGCAGCAACGCAAGCACGCUCGUCGUCGGCGCCAACAACGGCACCAACACCACGCGCGCCGGUACGCAGCUGGUCUACCAGGUCGUUCUCUGCCUGUGGCUGCUCAGCUUCAACGCCGACAUUGCGGCUGAGCUCAACGUCAAGCUCGGGCUGAUCCCGAUCCUGGUCGAUGUGGCGCGCAAUGCGGUCAAGGAGAAGGUGACGCGUGUGACGGUAGCCACGUUCCGCAACUUGCUCGCCAAAGCACCCGAUGCCAAUGCACCCGUGAUGCUGGGGAGCAAGUGUUUGACCUUGACCGAGAAUUUGCAGUCGCGCAAGUGGUCGGAUGACGAGAUCAACGAAGACCUCGAGUUCCUCAAAACCGAACUCAGCGAGCGACUCAAGACCAUGACGACGUGGGACGAGUACCUGUCGGAACUCCAGUCCGGACAGCUUACGUUCGAAUCGCCCUGUCACGAGAUGGACGAGUUCUGGAAGGAGAACGCGCCCAAAUUUGUCGAUGAAGACGGAAAAGUGUUGAAGCAGCUGGUGAAGGUGCUCAAGGAGAGCGAGGAUGCUACGACGCUCAGUGUGGCCUGUUCGGACGUGGGCAAGUUCGUCCACUUUUUCGAGCAGGGCAAGAAACGCGUGGGGGAGCUGGGCGCCAAGACGAGGAUCAUGGAGUUGAUGGGACACGACGAUGCUAAUGUCAAGUACUAUGCGCUGCAUACGGUGGGUAAGCUGGUCAGUGCUAGCUGGAGGUAG
Messenger RNA from Kalmanozyma brasiliensis GHG001, 1827 nucleotides. Its product is annotated as ATPase, V1 complex, subunit H. The transcript has a single exon. Gene Ontology annotation, molecular function: proton-transporting ATPase activity, rotational mechanism. The coding region runs from base 1 to 1827 and encodes 608 amino acids. Gene Ontology annotation, cellular component: vacuolar proton-transporting V-type ATPase, V1 domain; fungal-type vacuole membrane. Gene Ontology annotation, biological process: proton transmembrane transport. The record is from RefSeq and is a predicted model, not a curated record. NCBI's taxonomy places the organism in Eukaryota, Fungi, Basidiomycota, Ustilaginomycetes, Ustilaginales.